Messenger RNA from Ornithodoros turicata, 2172 nucleotides. RefSeq lists its product as uncharacterized. Lineage: Eukaryota; Metazoa; Arthropoda; Arachnida; Ixodida; Argasidae. Bases 130 to 2022 code for a protein of 630 amino acids. The transcript is spliced from 5 exons. The record is from RefSeq and is a predicted model, not a curated record.
AAAUACACCCACCGACCAGGACGUUCGCGACACGAUGUAUGUGAAAUGUCAUCGUCAUCAUCACCACGGGUGCCAUCCAUGGUGCCCACACCCAUCCAUCGGUCUUAGUACCACGUUCGCUGUCACGCGAUGCGCCACCCAUUGUCACGCCAGCCUCGAAGAAGAACGUUCCAAUCACGCAAGGGCAACGUGAAGACGGUGCCCGCUAUGUCCCAAAAGGCACCAAGACCCGGCACCAAGACCACAAUGACUCCAAAAAUCCCGAAAGAUGAUUUCGAAGACCUUCCGGAGAUCUUGGAACCAAACGUCGAGAAAGACUUCUACCGUUAUUCUCCUCCGCGUAAACGACCGCCUUCCCUCGUCCCGGGGUCGAAGCCUCCUUAUGGUGCGGCCACGCCUGGACUUUACCCGAGACCUCUGUUCCACCGGCCCCCGUUUCCACCUGGUUGGCGGUCGCCGUCUAGGAAGGAGCUUAUGGACUACCGAGGUAUCGAGGACGACGAACCGCCUGGGCUUGGGCGUCCUGGUCCAGCACGAACUCUGGCGCCGAAGGCUUCCGAUGAGGACGGUGGUGAAGCUAAGCCUUUUGAAGAACCAAUCAAUGAGCCAAUCAAAGAGCUUGCCGAAGACGAAGGUGAUCCAAAUGCUUUGCCCUUAGGUAUGUCACCUAUGGCGAUAAGUUGGGUUCUGGUACUGGAGUCUGUUGGGCUCUUUCUUUUCGCGGCCGUCAUAGCCUUCCUCACCUUUUACAUCUCCCACCUGCUCCGUGAAGAAAACGAAGAAGAGGAAACAGAACCAAGUCCAAACUAUGACUCCACCACCGAAAGUCGAACCUACCCUCAGUUUACCUACGACAGCAGCCCGCUUCCUGCUCCGCCUCUGUUUCCCUUCGACCGCAAUAACACCCUUUACAGUCUCAAGAACCAUACCGUGAUGUGCGUGUUCCAGUCCCGAAGCGAAGACCUCCACGUGUAUGGCAGUGACUACAAGAGCGUCACUUUCCCCUAUCCGUACUGUCACCUGGCUGUUUACUGUUGCUUGAAGAUGAGCGAGGAGUAUGGUCUGGUACCUCGGCAAGGAGAACAGUCAGCCUUCUACCCGUUUCCCAUCAUAACCGGAUGGAACCCCUACAUCGAAUCUGUUGGCGUCAUAGUCGGUGGAACGCCCGAGGAAGACCAGAGGUUUCGGACGCUCUUCACGGACAGUACGGCAGAGGCUGAGCGUGCGCGGAUGAAUUUCACUGAAAACGCAAGAAGAUGGUGCGAAACCAACACAUACCAUCGGGUGUACCUCUUCUGGUCAUCUCCUCUGGGUAACAUCACCGCACAAAUGACUGACAAGGUGACGCGGAUGUGGACCGAGCUGUCUCAGUACAACAUCAGCUUGGGCCUGGUAUCUGAGCAGAGAGAUAAUCACCUCGCCGCCUACGACGCGGGUCGACUAAGCCAGUUCUUGGACCCUUUCUCCUUCCUCCUCCUGCCGCCGUCGUUUACGGACCAGGAUUUUCGGCCAACUAUCCUCACUUACUACGAUGGAUCCACUAUCAACCAUAUCGCGGCCUUCCUCAACAACGCGACGUCAAGCAGGGUUGACUCCGCGUGUGUCCUCCUGCCUGCCUGCGCGCUCGAGUCGCAAUUGACCAAGACGCCAGGGAUCCGCAUUCAGCAAUCCCAACCCAGUCUGGGCCCUGGGCGGGGAGGUACGCUCACCAGGAAGGCCGGCCAUUUCUCCUUCUCCGAGACCUGCGAUGUCGUCACCGGAUGUCAGACGGCAGACUUCACCUACUUCCGGUGGUCCUUGUGCGGGGACACCUGGAUCAGUUACCCCACACCGGAUCUGCUUCACAACUUCAUCUGCGAGGUUCAGAGGCGAACCGGAAUUUCUUGCUUCGGUGUUUGGGACACGGACUGGGACGACUUUGCGAAUCAUUGUGGGCGAGGACGCUAUCCGAUCAUGACGGCGGUAUUCCAUUGGCCGUUACAGUCAUGUGACGAGUGCCAUAGUAAUGACUUUGCAUGUUGAUGAUUACUCCUUUACAUUGUCUAACUGGUAGAACGAUUUGUCGUGGUCAUUCAAUGUGUGAUGUAGAUAUUUUAUUCCAAUAGAUCGCAAUAUCGCAGAGUACUGCUUAUGUCUCCGCGUACCCGGAUUAAACACGUGUUAUAUUAACGA